UAAAGGGAGAACGAGGCAGCCCUUCUUAACAAGAGAAGUUAGGGUCGCUCUCUUGUGAUGCAGUGAUAGUGUGCCUACUCUUGGACUGAGAGGCUUGAGUUCAAUUUCCACCUGUAGCAGGGGAGCGUAAUAACAUCUCUGAACAGGUUAAUUAGGAAAAACAAGGGAAGUCAGGAACCUAAUGAAAACAAAAGAAAAUGCGUGCAAUAUGGUGAAGAUCAGUCAGAAACCAGAAGAGUUUAAACGCCAGCAGAGGACGACUUAAAAAAAGGGAAAUGAAAUAUGAGAAUAAGCUAGCUACUUACACAACUGAACAACACAAAAGAGAUUUUUCGGUAUACGAAGAGAAUGAACACGCAUUGGCGCCGAUGAACUGCAGCAAAAACCGGAAGACUGCCCAUGUAACAGCUCGCUUUGAGGCCCGGGUGAUUGAUGUCAGCGCGGAACCAAUAGGAGGACGGGGCGGUCUGGAAGACGGGGCUGCCGUCUUGCAACCAAUCGGAGUGAACUAGAAUAAGUCACGUGAUCAUCUGCGCGUUGCGGUGUGGCUGAGGUUUGGUUGCCUGCAGAACAGGUACCAGCGAGCAUUGCCAAAAUCCUUGAUGCCUGUGGAGAAGAUGAUGAGGACAUUAAUGGCUGGGCCAGCAUUCAUUACUCAUUGUUAAUUGCUCAGAGGGCAGUUGAGAGUUGAGAGUCACAUUGCUGUGAGUUUGGAAUCACAUGUAGGCCAGACCAGGUUGUUUUGCAAUGAGGGAUUUCAAAUGAAACCACAUCCAGAUCUGACAGUCACUCUUUAUCAUACCCUCACUAUCUCAGGAUUUUGAACAUUGAAGGAAAAAGCACCGUUCACACUGGGGAGAAGCACAUAUCGUCGUUGUGUGUGCAAGAGUCUGUGAAGAUUCAUCUGACAUGUCCAAACGCCAGCGCAGUCACAGGAAGGAGAGACUGUGGAAAUGUGGUGACUGUGGGAUGGGAUGUCUUUACCCAUCCCACCUGGAAAUGCACCAACGCAGUCACACUGGGGAGAAGCCAUUCAUCUGCUCUGAUUGUGGGAUGGGAUUCACUCGGUCAUCCAACCUGCAGACACACCAGCGAGUUCACACUGGGGAGAGACCAUUCUCCUGCUCCCUGUGUGGUAUGGGAUUCACUCGGUCAUCCAACCUGCGGAUCCAUCAGCGAAUUCACACUGGGGAGAAACCAUUUACCUGCUCCCAGUGUGGGAUGGGAUUCACUCAGUCAUCCCACCUGCGGUCCCACCAGUGGAUUCACACCGGGGAGAGACCAUUCACCUGCUCUGCUUGUGGGAAGGGAUUUGCCCUGUCAUCCAGCCUACUGAGACAUCAGCAAGUUCAUUCUAGGGGGAGACUGUUCACUUGCUCCCAGUGUGGGAUGAGAUUCACUCAGUCAUCCAGCCUGCAGAUUCACCAAUGCAGUCACACUGGGGAGAAACAGUUUGCUUGUUCCGAUUGUGAGAAGGGAUUCACUUUGUCACCCAACUUGCGGAAACACCAGCAAGUUCACACUGAGAGACCAUUUACCUGUUCUGAAUGUGGGAAAGGAUUCACUCAGUCAUCCAGCCUGCGGAAACACCAGCGAGUUCACACUGGGGAGAAAUUAUUCACUUGCUCUGUGUGUGGAAAGGGAUUCAUUCAGUCAUCCAGCCUACGGAAACACCAGCGAGUUCACGCUGAGGAGAGACCAUUCACCUGUUCUGAAUGUGGGAAAGGAUUCGUGCAGUCAUCCAGCCUGCUGAUCCACCAGCGAGUCCACACGGGGGAGAGACCAUUCACCUGCUCCCAGUGUGGGAUGGGAUUCACUCAGUCAUCCAGCCUGCAAAUACACCAGCGAGUUCACACUGGAGAGAAACCAUUCACUUGCUCCCUGUGUGGGAGAGGGUUCAGUCGGUCAUCAAACCUCCGGAGACACCAGCGAGUUCACACUGGGGAGAAACCAUUCACCUGCUCCGAUUGUGGGAAGGGAUUUAACCAGUCAUCCCACCUGCUGAAACACCAGCGAGUUCACACUGGGGAGUAGCAUUCACUCAGUCAACUCACCUGCUGAUGCACCAGCAUGUUCAGUCUGGGGAGAGACCAUUCACUUGUUCCGUAAGUGGGAAGGGAUUCACUCUGCAAUCCAAACUGCUAACACAGCAGUGAAAUGACACUAGGUGCAUCUCCUGCUCUGUUGUGUAAAAGGAUUUGCUAUUUGCAAAUACACCAGAAAAUUCACGAAGAACCACAGGUGAAGGGUUCUGCUUUUACUUACAACAAGCAAUGAACCAUCAUCAUUGGACCGUUUGUAUUGAUAUUAUUAAAACCCUGCUCUAUUUAAAGUUCUGGUAUUGUCAGUAAAAUGUUGAUACAAUUAUGUAUCUGUAUGGUAAGUUUUGAAAAUGAUCACAGUAUCGCUGUACAUCAACACAUUUAUACUGGAUAAAGACUGUCCACCUGCAUAUUGUUUGUAAAGUGAGUUAGUGGUUCAUCAAGACUGCUUAAACAGCAAUGAGUUCCCCAGUAACUGUCAGUGUUGGGUUUUGAUGAUGUUGUCUGUAUCCAAACACCAUUUUCUGGACCUGUUUCUGAUGAUGUUUGUAAACGCCACUGGUUCAUUGACUUAUUUGGGAUAAAGAUAUACAAAUCAGCUUUUCAUUAAAACUACAUUGCAUCA
Rhincodon typus (whale shark) is the source of this 2667-nucleotide messenger RNA. RefSeq names its product zinc finger protein 239-like. The transcript is spliced from 5 exons. Gene Ontology annotation, biological process: negative regulation of transcription by RNA polymerase II. Gene Ontology annotation, molecular function: DNA-binding transcription repressor activity, RNA polymerase II-specific. Bases 910 to 2034 code for a protein of 374 amino acids. The record is from RefSeq and is a predicted model, not a curated record. Lineage: Eukaryota; Metazoa; Chordata; Chondrichthyes; Orectolobiformes; Rhincodontidae.